AUGUUUGUGGUCGCACCUACAAGUGCUAGAAAGACAUUCAUUUCAUUCUAUGCCAUGCGCAAAGUUCUCGAAUGUGAUGAUGAUGGAGUACUGGUUUGUGUAGCUCCCACAAAGGCAUUGGUGAAUCAAAUCGCAGUGGAAGUCCAGGCUCGAUACAAUAAGAUAUUCAAGCAAGUUGGUAUUCCCCAUGAUCUUGGGCUAGAGCCUCGCGACUGUCUCAAGCUCUGGAGAGCGAUGGUGAAGCACCAGACCACCUUAUUCCCGGUACCCACGCAUCUUAGCCCAGCGGAUGCUUUGCCCACAGUAUGCCGCAAGGUCGACACGUUAACCUGGGAAAAAGAUUUGAAAGAUCGACUCCAGAAGUGGAUUGCUUAUGGCUCCUCUCCGUAUGAUAAUGAUGUUUGCGAGCUUGAACAAAGCUUCAGAGAUGAAAUUCGUGAGCUGGAGUACGCAACUAAACCUGCAGAACGACCAAGCUCACGCGCUGCGAGGCUUCACGACCCAUUCGACCUCACUGAGACAACUCUACCUCUGCUUUGCCGUUUAGAAACCCACGAUGCGCUGCCAGCCAUAAUAUUCAACUAUGACCGCCACCAGUGCAAAAAGAUCUGUCGGGGCUUGCUCGAAGAGCUUCAACAGGCUGAAUUGACUCAGGAAAAAAGCGGAGCGAAAUGGGAAAGGACGCUCGAGCGAAGGGACGACGUCAAGACGACCAAGCAUCAAGACGGUGAAAGACGCACAAAGAUCCACCAGGACCGUGAUGCCGCGGAAGAUCACACCAGUGCAUUGGACCUCUUCGAUCCUGCCAUACCCUUGCAUGGGUACCAUUUUGCAGACUAUACUAAGCUGCAACGUUCCGAUCUGGAUGACUUAGUCUGGAAGCUUAGUCGGUAUGGCAUCAAUAAAUGGCUCAUAGAAUCGCUCCAAAGAGGCAUCGGGGCUCAUCACGCCGGCAUGAAUCGGAGCUAUAUGGAGGUCGUUGAAAUCUUGUUUCGCAAAGGCUUCUUACGGGUUGUGAUUGCCACUGGCACACUUGCUCUAGGUACCAAUAUGCCAUGGCAUUUCCCCAUCACGACGACGCUUGUUCUUCGGUUGUUCACUUUGUUGCAUGGGUCAAAGAAUUCAAGGUAUGCUGUAAGCGCCGUCAAUGGUUUACAGUCGCAGCCGCGGUUGGACAUGGGCGGGCCGUCGUUCAAAGAUAUGACGAUGCAUCAUCUUCGCUUCUCAAUCAAGUACCUACGAAAGCAGUUUCUACUCAGCGGGAAUGAUGUUCCGCUAAAAUUUGCUGGACUCAAAAGCUAUUUGUACUUGACGGAAAAUUUAUCAUUCGCUUUCCAUGCUCUUUUGAAGGGAGGAUAUUUUCACGAGCUCUGCAAUGGGAUAGACAAGCUUGAGAAAAAUACUGUCGAGACGCUUAUGCUUGUCAUGGCACAUUUGUUCAAGCGGAUUUAUUGGUGCCAAGCAGAUUCGGAGCAUCAAGAGACGGAUUUCAAAUCGUCGUCAUCCAUUGUGUUCCUGCCUCCACUGCCGAAUAAUGCGGCGAACAUCCUACGAGAACACAACAGACAGACGCUCGAUAUAUGCAAGACAUACGUGAAAGCUUUUAUCCCACAGCAUAUUAUCAACGAGGAUCGCUCUCUUCCGUUUGUGCAUGUACGAGUACCAAACGCCUUACCCAUUGUCAAGAUUCGCUCCCCUUUCGUGACUCUUUCGGGCCUAGGUGAGGAUUUUGAGUCGAUUCACGAUCUUCGCCAGACAUUGAGGGAUGGUGUAUUCCUUGAGGAAGCCGUGAUGGAGGUACCUCUGAAUGCCUGGCUUUUGGAUUUCGUCAAACAUGGUUAUGUCAUGACCAUAGAGCGUGCAAAUUGUAUUCAUUUCUCGCUGAUCCUCGCAACUAUAAUUAAUAUUCUCCUCAACUUCAUGAAGCUCAAAGAGGGUACGGACCUCGACAUGCUGGAUGUUAUGGACGACUGGAAGGUCCGUGACGAUACCGAAGACGAAAACAGCAAAAUUUUCUCGACAUCCCUUCUCGAGCAGCCGAAAUUGGUGACGAAGAAGGAGGCAAAGAUUGCCACUAGCUGGGAGGGGGUUACUGACGAAGAAGACGAUAUAACCCGGGUUGAGAGACAGCGAGCUACUCAUGUAGCAAGGCUCGAAUUCGAGUUCAAUGAUGCACUGGGAGGAAACAAGGGCAAAACGGAGGGAUUGCGCAAUGUGCUCAAGUCAUUCCAGAAACUGCAUGCCGGUUUCAACGCGAAUUUCAAAGCGAUUUGGGCAUGAAAUAUGUUUGAUGAUUGGUUUGAAGUACGUAGAAGACUUUUUUAAGCAAGUGUGUUAC
This is a messenger RNA of Truncatella angustata, 2338 nucleotides long. RefSeq lists its product as uncharacterized. Gene Ontology annotation, cellular component: cytoplasm. The record is from RefSeq and is a predicted model, not a curated record. The transcript is spliced from 8 exons. Bases 1 to 2280 code for a protein of 759 amino acids. NCBI's taxonomy places the organism in Eukaryota, Fungi, Ascomycota, Sordariomycetes, Amphisphaeriales, Sporocadaceae.